Molecule: messenger RNA, 249 nt
Organism: Funneliformis mosseae
Lineage: Eukaryota; Fungi; Glomeromycota; Glomeromycetes; Glomerales; Glomeraceae
Source: the annotation of a GenBank genome assembly
AUGAAAGAGAUCGAUGAUUCAGAAGAAGAUAGAAAUGUGAACCUAGAAGUCGAAAUGAAAUCUGUUAAAGAUGUGAGGAAAGUGGCUAAAUUACUUGGAUCUAGACAAAUGAGAGAGGUCCUAACGGUUAAUACAAAUCGUUCUCAACAAAUAAUGGGACCUGUUGUAGAAGAUCCGGAAUAUAAGCUUAUAGUUCAGGCUAAUAAUUUGACAGUAGACAUUGAUAACGAGAUUUUAUUAGUUCAUAUG